Molecule: messenger RNA, 570 nt
Organism: Striga asiatica
Lineage: Eukaryota; Viridiplantae; Streptophyta; Magnoliopsida; Lamiales; Orobanchaceae
Source: the annotation of a GenBank genome assembly
AUGAAUGUAAUGCCGAUGAAUUCAGCUCCUUCGAUGCCUCUCAAUCUCGUCUUGACCGAACAGAUUCAGAAGGUACAACUCUCGCUGCUCAAAUUCUUGCUGCUGUCUCUUUCUAUUCCUAUGGACAUGUCGAAAUCAUAUCGAGAAUUGUUAUAUAGGCUUCAAAGGCUGUAUUUGGAUGAGAACAAAAACUUGAUCAUGGCUAUACUGGAAAGUCAGAACACGGGAAAAGUGACCGAAUGUGCUCAGUAUCAAGCAAUCCUUCAGAAGAACUUAAUGUAUUUAGCUGCGAUUGCUAAUGCCAGCUUCCUGGAUCCGGAACAAUAUCCCAGUUCAGUUCCACAAGCCCAAAUGCAGGCCCAACAUGGUGGGCCCAUUCCCAAGGUGCCGUUCCAGCUCAAUGCAGUGAAGCCUCAAGACCAACAUUUUCAACAUAUACAAGGGCAAUUUAGUGGUGCUAAUAAUAAUGGUAUGCAUUUUCUCAUGCAACCUGGGCUGGGAGGUUCAGGUGGAGGUUCUCGAGAGGGCCAUGGGAGUUUGGGCUUGGGACAUGUGGAGGGUAGAGAUUGA